Molecule: messenger RNA, 879 nt
Organism: Wickerhamiella sorbophila
Lineage: Eukaryota; Fungi; Ascomycota; Dipodascomycetes; Dipodascales; Trichomonascaceae
Product: ATP synthase subunit gamma, mitochondrial
Exons: 2
Coding region: 1-879 (292 amino acids)
Biological process (GO): proton motive force-driven ATP synthesis
Molecular function (GO): proton-transporting ATP synthase activity, rotational mechanism
Source: RefSeq, a predicted model, not a curated record
AUGUUCUCGCUCCGCAUGGCCUCCGGCGCUGCCCAACGGGCAUCUGCUACACGCACCUACGCAACUCUGCGUGAGAUUGAGAUCCGUCUCAAGAGUAUCAAGAACAUCGAGAAAAUCACAAAAACCAUGAUGGUUGUCGCCUCUACUCGCGUUAACAAGGCUGCUCGUGCCAUGCAGAGCUCUCGUGUUUACGGUGAGGCUGCUAAAGAUGUGUACGACGAGGCCGAAGUUCAGGCCCCCGAGGCCACCGAGACCCCCGAGAAGAACCUGUACGUUGUCAUGUCCUCCGACAAGGGUCUGUGCGGUUCUAUCCACUCCCAGCUUGCUCGCGCUGCCCGCCGCUACUUGGCCGAGGAUACUAACGCUGAUAUCGUUGUUGUUGGUGACAAGCAGAAGGCUCAGCUCUCCCGUAGCAAUGCCAAGCAGAUCAAGCUCUCGUUUGCUGGUAUCGGAAAGGAGGCUCCUACUUUCAAUGAGGCCGCUUUGGUUGCCGAUGAGAUCUCCAAGCUCGGUGUUAAGUACGACAACAUCAAGAUUCUUUACAACAAGUACGUCUCCACUGUCGCUUUCGAGCCCACCAUCAUCGAGGCCCCUCCGGCUUCCACCAUCGAGCAGGCCCCCAAGUUCGGCACUUACGAGCUCGAGGCCGACGAUGUCACCGAGAACCUCGCUGAGUUCAACCUUGCCAACUUCAUUCUUUGGGGUUUGUCUGAGGGCCAUGCUGCCGAGAUUACCGCUCGUCGCAACGCCAUGGACAAUGCUUCCAAGAACGCCAACGACAUGAUUGGCAAGUACUCGAUUCUCUACAACCGUACCCGCCAGGCCGUCAUUACCAACGAGUUGGUCGACAUUAUUACUGGUGCUUCUUCGUUGGAGUAA